Messenger RNA from Macrobrachium nipponense, 1550 nucleotides. Its product is annotated as E3 ubiquitin-protein ligase TRIM65-like. NCBI's taxonomy places the organism in Eukaryota, Metazoa, Arthropoda, Malacostraca, Decapoda, Palaemonidae. Gene Ontology annotation, cellular component: cytoplasm. The record is from RefSeq and is a predicted model, not a curated record. The coding region runs from base 418 to 1407 and encodes 329 amino acids. The transcript is spliced from 4 exons. Gene Ontology annotation, molecular function: ubiquitin protein ligase activity; zinc ion binding. Gene Ontology annotation, biological process: protein ubiquitination.
AAUUUACGUUUUGGAUGUCAGUGAAUACCCGUGCGAUCUUUCCCCCAGUGAUCGCUUCAAUUGUCUGCUCGUUUCUAGAGAAUUGAAUUCGGAAAGGAAGAAGUAAUUUCAAGGAGAGAGAGAGUCCAAAACGUCAUUAAAAAAUCGAGUUCGAUUCUGAAUUUAUGCGACGGUUCCGAGAUUAUUUCAAUUUUUCAAUUUACGUUUUGGAUGUCACUGAAUACCAACGGUACGAUCUUUUCAAUUGAGUGUUCGUUUCUAGGGAACUGAAAAAAUGAAAUAAUUACAAGGAGAGAGGCUCCAAAACGCCAUUAAAAAAUCGAGUUCGAUUCUGAAUUUAUACGACGGCUCCGAGAUUCACGAUCAUGAACGAACGCAAAUCGAGAUUUCGCAGUCUCCGAAGCACUUUAGACGUCGAUGCAUAAGAUCACGACCAAACGUGGUUUCGAAACCGACAGAUCCCCGAACCAUCUGCCGAGAGAAACCCUCUCCAAAGUGGGACCCAUUGCGGAACCUCAGACCAUGGAAACCGAACUGACAUGCGCCGUCUGCUCCGACAUAUACCUCGAAGGGAGGCGAGAACCGGUCACCCUGCCGGUAUGCGGUCACACCUUCUGCAGGCAGUGCCUUCUGAGCAUCGAGAGGACGGACAACUUCAGCUGCCCCUACUGCAGGACCAAGCACCCAGGACCCCCCGUGGCCCAGAUAGCGACCGUCUAUGCCAUUCUCAACCUCACCAAAUACCUCAGAAGGUCAAAGUUCGGCUUAUGUGACAGCCACAACUCCACCCUUGAUUUCUGGUGCCAGACAUGUCACACUGGACUCUGUGGGUUCUGCUUCUUCGAGAGCCCUUGCAAAAACAAUCACAACGUCUUAGUGAUGAAAAAUGCCCUGGACGAAAAGAAAGUAGACAUCGGGAAAGCAGGCUCCAGGUUCCUGGAAAGCAUUGACGCCGAGAAAGCGCUAGCUAUGAGGAAGAUCCAUGGCUACUUCGAAGCGGUGGCUGACCAAUGCAGCAACGCCGAAUCUUUGAACGCCCAGGCCAAGACUGUGAAGGAACUGAUGGCAGACGCUGAGAACACCUUGAGCAUGGAGUGUGCCAUCAGCGUCCACGAGAAGAUGCAAGAAUACCUGCCUUCCGUCAGGAAGAGCCUGGAGAUGACUUCAGAUGAGGUUCCGUCCUCGUGUAGUCAAGCCAGUUCGUCUGCGCUUCCUUCGCCCCUAGCUGACAACACGAAAGCUGGUUCUCGUCACGCCGUCUACCAAAUCCUCAUGGACGACUCCAAAACAGAUGACGAUCAGAUGUUUCUGCAGGCAUUAGAACCACUGGAGGCGUCGUUGCUAGACGCUCAAGACUCUCUGACCAACAUUCAGACUUCGCCGACGUUUACCCGAGAGUUAUGCUGAGGAGGAGCGAGUAUCAGAGCACCGAGACCACCAGCAGGGGGGCGGACGCCCCAGAAACCCUCGAAUUCGAGAGAGGGUUCAAUAGCGUAGACGACGAUCCAGGGAGCACACCGGAAGAGGGCGAAGGCCAGUCUCCGGAGGGA